Anarrhichthys ocellatus (wolf-eel) is the source of this 2552-nucleotide messenger RNA. RefSeq lists its product as uncharacterized. Lineage: Eukaryota; Metazoa; Chordata; Actinopteri; Perciformes; Anarhichadidae. The transcript has 10 exons. The coding region runs from base 214 to 1287 and encodes 357 amino acids. The record is from RefSeq and is a predicted model, not a curated record.
UUAUUUUUUUGUACAUUCGUCUCAUUGCGUUCUCGCCUAUUUCUGCAAGAAUUGUGAGUAAUAUCGCAUCGGGCUUCUUAGACUCUACCGACAGGCUUCUCUGAUGCAGGGUGUGAAGGAUUGUGCUUGUUUAAACUCAAGCAAAGGGAAGCCGAUACCACGAGCCACAAGUCAUGCCUGAAGGAGUGUGUUGUGUGACCUCAUGGUGCAACCAUGACAAGAGCAGCGCUGAUUAAACUCCUCAUCCUCGUGAUCCUCGCCUUCAUCAUCUGCCUCCCAGAAUUCUUCACAUUGUACAGAGUAUCAAAAGUGAACUUCCUCUGCCUGCCCUACCGACCCUGUGAGCGAGGGAAUCGGCUGGAGAAGGGGGGAAAUGAAACGAGUGGUGAUGCUGAAAUUUGGAGAGAGGAUUUGUGUGACCCUCCGUGGACUCCAGGAAGUAGCAAGUGGGAGCAGGUCUGCACACGGGAGAAUCAAAGCAACGCGACAGAUCCUGAGUCGGACUCCGGGAGGGCCGGUGAAGACCCAGAAAAGAACUGGUUCAUGUGUGAAGCGGAUAUGGACAUGGCAGAAUUACAUAGAAACAUGUCAUCUUCAGCUCUGAAAACACACAUCGAGGUGUCGGUGGAGCUUCAGCUUAGUGAUACAGAGACCCUGAAUCUCACCUUGUAUGGCAGCAGCAAUCACAGCUCCUUACACCUCCGCCCACCUGAGGAGGAGGAAGAAGAGGAGGAAGAAGAGGAGAGGAGGGACGAUGAAGGGCAGAGGAGGGCGUUUUACUGCUGCCUCCCUGUCCCGCCCGCCGAGGAGCCGGCCAAUCAAAGACGCUGUCUCCUUUGGCUUGCCAAUCGAACAGUUUUGACUGCAACAGCGCAGGAAAAGCUGCCAUGGAAACGCACACAGAGAGAUGAGUGGUUCUGUGUGUUCAGGGCGCUCUGGCUAGUUCUGCUGUGUGUGGUGAUGCUGACUAUAGUCACAACCGUGCUCGGACAAAUCUAUUGGAGACGCUCAUGCAAAAAGCCCAGCAUGCACCGUCUUGGUUACGUUGUCACUGGCCAGCAGUUGAGCGAUGGUGAGAAGCCCACAGAGAUCAUUCUUCCCAAAGGGAUGAUCCUUCACUCUUAUGGAUCCCGACCUCGGCCAGGACUGUCUCCCAUUCAAGAAGUUGACACUCAAGAUGACAUAGAAACUCUGCUGGAUGGAAAUGUUGACCACUGCUAUACAGCAAAUCUGCAUCAUCGCAUCCAUCCCUCCACCUCCUCCCUCACAGAGGAGCAGACCUGCUGACAGAGGAGCACACAAAUGGACUUAAAAGUGCACUGGAUGAAAAUAAAAAUGACUGCUUCAGUUACAACUCGUCAUCCUCAGACAGUCUUUGGGCACUUUAUUAGAGGGGCUUCUUAAUAUAUUACUAAACUGUCCACACCUAAAUAACUGACUUACCUCCCAAAUAUUUAUCAUUAGGAACGAUUUUAUAUUCAAAGGCCUUACCCCAUCUGGAUUUAGCUGAAAGGAGCCGAAACAUUACGGCAGAGAGACAACUAUUUUUUUUGCUUAAUAUCUUUCUUGCCCGCAUCAAUGUACAGUAUCUCUAAAAGGGAAGGAGGAGGAGGCCGGGGAAGAAAGACCUGCUGGUUGGAAGCCAAGAGCCAAUUUAACACUGGAUAUGAAAUCACAGAUGUGCUGUGAGCACCUUGGGAUUGCUGCCGAGACUCAACAUGUGAUCGAAGAAAAGGGAGAAAAUAGUAAUGUGGAAAAUGAAUAAGAUAACAUACCUCUGGGGAGCAAGAAGAGGGUAAAUCUAUCAAAAACAGUAUUACAAGCCUUUAUUCAGGAGGGCAAGAGGAAAUAAAAUGUUUCGGCUCAAGCCUUCUUCAAGGUGUUGGGAUUAGGAUCUAACAACGGGCAUGACAUGCCAUUUUGUUAUCAAAGACAUAGUUCAACAUUCUGAGGAAUACAUUUUCCUUCUUGCCAAGAGUUCGAUAUGAACGUGGUCUUCUCCAAUAACUCUCGGCAAAAAAGCGAACAAGGAAAAUUUCCCAAAAAUGUUGAACUACUGUAUACUUGUUAAAUGUAGCAGCACAACAAAACAUAAUUAGAGAUGAAUUAACAUAUAUUACAUCUUCAAUGUAAACAAUAUAACAAGGUAAUAUUUUGCCAUAAAAAAAAAAUUGAAGAUCGUAUUUUUCUGACAAAUGAAACCAGAGACUGAAAUAAAUGGUAGUGUGUCUUUACAUAAUUUAACAUAAAAAAGAAGCACAAAUUGUAGUGUAUAAUCACACUGGCAUUUUGUCUCAAACCAGAUUAAAGUGUUUCAGCUAAACAACACAUUUCACUAGUGUUAAAAAAAACAAAAACAGAGGACCAUAAGGAGUGCAAAGAAAGCUCAAUAUACAUUAAUGUAGAGGGCCUUCAACACAGACAGUCACUUUUGGUUCAGCUUUGGGACACAAUGCAGAAACAUCUUUGUUUUGUUGGACAGAAUGAGUCACGAAGCAAAAUAACAAUCAGAGAUACACCGUGGAGGAGUCAUACAUACAACCUGCAUGUCG